AUGACGGAUGUACCGGAACAUAUGAAGGAUUUCGUCACGGCGAUGCAGCAGGUCUACCAGUUCCCCAUGACUGUGGAUGACAAGCUUGACUGGAAACCACCGCCACUGAAGGAUGGCCAUCUUGGUCGCUACUUAUGGAUUGACACGUUUGGUGUCCUCAAUUUCAUCACACUCUUCAAGGAGACAAAACAACCACACUUCCUAGUCUUGGCUGCGAUACUCGUGGAAACCGUACAUGACAUACUGGGUCGAACGCGGGACCUAUCUGCUCGACUUCCAGGAGCUUCGGAUCAAUCUCCGCUUGCGGGCGGACUGCGAAUAGGCAAGAAUGAAGCUUCCGGAGCCGAUGGGGAUGGACAAUACCAUCGCUACCUCACUUUGUGGAUGUUCGCGCUCAAUCGACUUUCCAUUGCGACGGGCGAGAUGGAUUACAACAAUCAAGCUGUAUCAUUAGCGAAGGCGAUACAUCCUGCAUUUGUGUACCAGCGAGAGGCGUUGCAUCCGCGUGUGGUCUGGUAA
Aureobasidium musti is the source of this 519-nucleotide messenger RNA. NCBI's taxonomy places the organism in Eukaryota, Fungi, Ascomycota, Dothideomycetes, Dothideales, Saccotheciaceae. The record is from the annotation of a GenBank genome assembly.